UCGUUUUAUUGCAUUUUACUACUAGACUUUAUAUUCUAAAAAAAUUUUUUGAAUUUAAAAACGUAAUAUCAUCUAAAAACUGCUCGAUGCUCAUUAAAAUUUGAAAAUGUCCGAAGAUAUUUCUGAAGUAAAGCAGCCGCAAACGAUAAACGAAGAAAAGCAGCCGAAAACUGUUAAAAACAAUGCGAAAACUGAUGAAACUUUAACAACAACGCUGGAGGCUGUUUUGACAGUCUGUAAUACUAUUCAGGGUCUGCCUAUUUUGAUCAUACCUUAUGUUUUUAAAAUAGGUGGGUGGUGGGCAUUGUUAGCUUUGCUCAUUAUAGCAUCAUUUUCAAGUUAUACAAGUAUUAUUUUAGUAAGAAGUUUAUACGAAGUAAAAAACGGAGUGAAAUUAAGAGUACGUCAAAACUAUCUUGAUAUAGGUGAUGCAUUUUGGAAAGGAGGAGGGAGAAUGCUUGUGUUUGUUGCUAUGGUUAUACAGCUUAUUUUUGUUUCAACAAUGUAUCCAUUCAUUGUGGGAGCUAUGUUUAACAAAUCUUUCCCGGAAGCAAAUAUCCCGCUCUGGGCAUGGACAUUGAUUGGAGGACUAGCUUUUUUACCAAAUUCUUUAUUAAAAGAUUUAUCGCAAGUUGCAUGGACAGGUGUUGUAGCAAUGGGCUGUGCGUCUAUAAUAUUUAUUUGCUUAUUUGUAUAUUGUUUGAUGCAUUUCCACAAAUGGGACAUUGAUAAAAUGCACAACUAUCAGUCAUUAGACUUUCCAAAUGCUAUCGGAAUAUUAGUUGCAUGCUUUUUCUCUCAGCCCUUUGCUCCGUUUAUAGAAUCAACCAUGAAACGCCCCGAAAGGUUUGAAUCUGCUGUAAAAUUGUCUUACUUUGUAAUGACAAGUGUUAUUGUUUUUAUUGGAGUUGUGAGUCACAUUACUUUCUAUCCAAACUCAGAUAACUUAUUAACAAACAAUUUGCCUUCAGGUAUAUUUCGCCAAACAUUGAACUCAAUAGCUGCUGUAUUAGCUUUUACCUCGUAUACCUUACCAAUGUUUAUGCUUUUUGAAGUUGUUGAGAAAUCGCAUUUAACUUUAUCUUCUAUAAAAAAAGAUAGCUCAAGCAUUUAUAGCUUUCAAACGCAGGUUACACGAUUAACCAUAUUGUUUUCGACAGUUAUUAUGGCAGCAUUUAUACCAUGGUUCAUUUAUCUACUUGCUUUUGUCGGUAGUUUUACAGGGAUUUCUUUAGAGUUUAUAUUUCCAGCACUUUUUCAUAUGAAAAUUUAUUGUGCAGAAUUAAAACAUAUUGAAUUUGCAAUCGACGUCAUAAUUGUUUUUUUUGGAGUUCUAACAAUGACUAUUAGUUUCAUCGUGUCUUGGGUUUCACUUUACGCAUGUUUUACUGAAGAUGUUUGUUAAAAAAUAUUACAUAAAACUUGUUUAUGUUUAACGUAUAGCUCUUAUUAAAAUUUCUCCUUUAAAUCAUGUUAAGAACAAAAAUUAAAAACUUAAAAGUUUAAUUUGUUAAUUAUUUUAAGUGAAAAGGUUUGUUUAAUAUGGUUUUCUAAAAAAAAAAUUAAACUUGCUUGUCUCUGACAAACCAAAUAGUACUGUCACAAUACCAAAAAUAGAGCACCGCAGUAAAGCGUUUAGUGAGAAUGUUAACGCUACCUUCUUAUUGGUGUAUCAUUUAUGGUUCGAGCAUACAUCAGACCUUUUACCCAAAAUUUGGUGCAUGGUGUAAUGCAUGCAUGUGAUACAAAAUAAUAAUUUCGCAGGCAUCUUAUCUGCCGAACAGCUCAGAUGUCUGUGAAUUAAUAUUGCAUUUUUUACUUUUUUAGUUUAUUAAUCAUAACUUGUAAGUUCAGAUUCAAAUUUAUCAUUGUAAAUAAAGUUUAUUAAAUUUGAGUUUAAAUCAUACCUCUUAUCA
Molecule: messenger RNA, 1916 nt
Organism: Hydra vulgaris (swiftwater hydra)
Lineage: Eukaryota; Metazoa; Cnidaria; Hydrozoa; Anthoathecata; Hydridae
Product: vesicular inhibitory amino acid transporter
Biological process (GO): amino acid transmembrane transport
Cellular component (GO): vacuolar membrane
Molecular function (GO): L-amino acid transmembrane transporter activity
Source: RefSeq, a predicted model, not a curated record